Messenger RNA from Bursaphelenchus xylophilus (pine wood nematode), 6829 nucleotides. The record is from the annotation of a GenBank genome assembly. NCBI's taxonomy places the organism in Eukaryota, Metazoa, Nematoda, Chromadorea, Rhabditida, Aphelenchoididae.
AUGUCGAUUGAUAUGACUUCCAAUUUUUUUCGCCUUCUUAUGCACUUUCGUCGACAUGAUUUGGUAAGUACUACACUAUUUAUAAUACUAUUCAUUUCAAUUUUUAACGCACAGUGCAAUUUUUUACAUUUUUUCGAUUUUGCACGGUGCGGUCAGGAUAACUUUGAGAGCGCACAGUGCAAAAAUAAAAGAGACAUUUGCACGGUGCGGUCGCUAAAAAGAUGGUCGUAAGAUGCGUACUAGUCGUUCCAGAAAGUGCGUGCACUUUUUUCCGCCUUUUUUGCACCGCACAGUGCAAGUUUUCGUGUUCCCCGCGCGACGCGAUCCUUUUCGAAACAUUUUGCACUGUGCAAUUUCCCCAAAGUUCGCGCCGCCUCCGUUGAGAAAAGCCUGCGUCGCUGCGACAUUGCAAUUGCACGGUGCAAAAGGUCAAAUGCACCCCGCAAGAAGGGAAUUUUGUGCACAGUGCGGCCCACGACAAAAAGUGCACGCACUUUCUGGAACGACUAGUAGUGACGCAGUCGGGAAGUACGGAAAAAUGGCACAGUGCAAAAAAUGUAAAAUUUUUAUAUUGCACAGUGCAAAAUCACGGUUCAAACAUUGCACGGUGCAAAAAAACACAAUUUUUAUACUGCACAGUGCACAUUUUCCCAAGUUUCAAAAAUUGCACAGUGCAAAAAUUUUGUUUAAAAAUUGCACAGUGCAAAAACAUUUCUUAAUAAAAAAGACUGCACCGUGCAAAAAUGAGGCUUCAAUUUUUAUAUUGCACAGUGCAAAAUCAUGGUUCAAAUAUUGCACUGUGCAAAAAACACAAUUUUUAUACUGCACAGUGCAAAUUUUCCCGAGUUUCAAAUCGCACAGUGCAAAAUUUUGUUUAAAAUUUGCACAGUGCAAAAAUGAAGUUGUAAAAAUUGCACCGUGCAAAAAAAUUUCUUAAUAAAAAAGACUGCACCGUGCAAAAAUGAGGCUUCAAUUUUUAUAUUGCACAGUGCAAAAUCUUGGUUCAAACACUGCACCGUGCAAAAAACACAAUUUUUAUACCGCACAGUGCAAAUUUUCCCAAGUUUCAAAAAUUGCACAGUGCAAAACUUAUUAAUAAAAAAUACUGCACAGUGCAAAAAAAUUCUAUAUUCUUACGUUGCACAGUGCAAAAAACAAUUUUCAAAAAUUGCACUGUGCACUCGUAUUUUUCAAAAUUUUUACCGCAUUUUUUGCACCGCACCUUUCUUUUCCCAUCCGCAUCUCGUCUAUAAUAUUUAUGGACUCGGAAUGUCAUAUUCGAAAACGGUUUCGACACAUUUCCCGUCCGAUUUUUAGUGGUUUCGCCCCGAAGCGGCUUUUUUGUUUUUGCAAGCGCCUGAGGGCCGUUAUGAAUUCCUGAAACCACUCGGAAAUUCGGUGUUCAAAUUUUGUGGACUGGAAAAUCUCUCUUUCAAUGGAAUUAUUGGAAAAUUUUUGGGUUCUUUUUUGAGAUUUUUAAGGUGUUUUUUGGCCGAAAAUGAACUGAAAAUAAGGGUAAAAUACGAGGGAAAUAGAGAAAGUGUUGUAAAAAAUUUUGUGAGCCUUUUUUUAAAUAUUCUUAGCGACUAUUUCGACAAAAUUUUACAGUUUUUUUGAAAACUUUUUGCUUUUUAAGCCAUUUUUUACCUUAUUUUAGCCAAAUUUUCAUUUUAUUUUACCUGUUUAUAGUCUAAUAUUCCUUCCACUACCCUUCUAUGGUCUCCUUGACAACCUCACUGGCUUAAAUUCCCCUUCUAUGUUGCAUAAAUUAUCCAUUUCUUUCAAAAAACUGAGCGAAAAUCCUCGAUUAUUCACACCUUUUUUCACCUUCGAAAAAGCGACCCCCUUAGGGCAGAGGCCGAAAAUUUUUCGCACAGAGGUCGCUCUUUGUACGAACCGUCUUUUUACAAUAUUUUCUCUGGCUUUUCGGACGGAAAAAGCGUGAUUUUCGCGGCGUUUGAUCUGCUUUGGAGGUCACCGAAAUAGCACGGAAAAGGAGAGGGUUUAGAGGGGAAAAGAGGCGAAUUUGUUUGAGAAAAAGUUUCGGAAAGGUUGCGGGAUAGAUUUAUUAGGAAGAUAGAUUAAUUUACAACAAAUUUUCGAGGGGUUUUGGUCAGAAAUAUAUUGUUUUUAACGAAUUUUUUGAUAAAUUUUCGGUUUUUAUCGAAUUUUAAGGUGUUUGGUUGUAAAAUACGCUGAUUUUGAAACUUGAGUGGUUCUUAAAUUGAACGAAAAGGAAUUCUGAGGGCUAAUUAUUCCGAAUUAAACUUUCAUUUUAAGAAAAAAUCUCAUUUUUUGCAAAAUUUUUCAUUAAACUGAAAUUUUCAAAAAAUUUUUUCCUCGAAAAAACAAGAUUUUUGCAAUUUCUUAUCGUCUAACUGGUCUUAAAAUUGACAUUUUGAAGCUUAUUUUUGCCAUAUUUGAUAUAAAUUUUAUCAAAAAUCCCAGUUUUCAUUAAUAUUCUAAACUUUAUUUUUCCAAAUUUUCCCUCAAAAAACGCAAUUUCCCUCUUCCAGGUAGCCUUCAACAAGGACCAUGAGCGACUUUUCGCCUUGGCCAAGAAGUCCAACGACCAUGCCGAGGUCACUUCACACUAUUAUUCGGUCAUGUCAGCUGUAAUUGACGAGUAUUUCAAUGGGAAUUUUCAUUUUGUCCCACCCUCGAAAAGAGGCCAAUCUUUGGAGGAGGCGUUGAACUCGCUGCAUCGACGAAUUGCCGAGGAGUUGGAGUUGAAAGAGGGAAUGACAUGUGUGGAUAUUGGAUGCGGAAUUGGAACUGUAAGCGUGGUUUUUGUAUAGUAAUUAAAUUGGGAAUUUCUAAGUGCGGCACUGGGAUCUUGUUGAAAUUUUGAAACGAAAUUGAAACCUGGCUCAGCUUACAAGGGAAGUACUUGAAGUGCGACGCUCAGAUUUUGAUAAAAAUUGGCCUAGAUGGAGAUUGGAAUUUUCUUAUUCGAUUGCGAGCAUCCUAGCUCGCGCUUUGCAGAAACCGCCGAGAAAGAAGGGCCGGAAUAUCGAAAAAAAUCUUCAAAUGCCGACGAAUUUCCCUGCAAAUUCUCUUGAUCUUGGCAUUCCGUUCCAGGAGAAAAAUAUUUUUUCUCCCAAGAAAUUUUUUCUUGAUAAUAUUCAAGACUAUUUUGUUGCUUUUAUGUGGAAUAUUCUGUGUUAUUUUCACUUUUUUACACUCUGGACAUGAUUCUAGGGCUAUUAAUUGGAUUGUCGCCAUCCGAGGGGUGAAAUGUUUCGUCCUUUGACGAAUUUAUACAGUUUUUCCUCUGCAGAUGGGCAAACCACUCUAAUAGUUGCUUUAAAGCUGUUUAGGAGAGAUGCAAACGUUCUAUGGUCGUGUAGGAACGUAGUCAUAAGGUAAGUGUUACAAGAAUUUUAUUUUUUUCACAAUUUUUCAGUUUAUGCCAUUUCAGAAAACAAAGUAAAGGUCCCAAGGAGUUCCGUCAGUGUUCCGAUGGUGUACAUUCGCUCUUGUUGUUGUUCAGAAUUUGCUCACUGAAAAAUAAUAAAGUUUUUGUAACACUUACUUUAAGAUUAUGUUCAUACACGACCGUAGAACGUUUGCAUGUCUCCUAAACAACUUUAAAGCAACCAUUAGAGUUGGUUUGCCCAUCUGCAGAGGAAAAACUGCAUAAAUUCGUCAAAGGACGUAACAUUUCACCCCUCGGAUGGCGACAAUCCAAUUAAUAGCGCUAGAAUCAUGUCCAGAGUGUAAAAAAGUGAAAAUAACAGAAUAUUCCACAUAAAAGCAACAGAAUAGUCUUGAAUAUUAUCAAGAAAAAAUUUCUCGCGAGAAAAAAUAUUUUUCUCCUGGAACGGAAUGCCAAGAUCAAGAGAAUUUGCAGGGAAAUUCGCCGGCAUUUGAAGAUUUUUUUCGAUGUUCCGGCCCUUCUUUCUUAGCGGUUUCUGCAAAGCGCGAGCUAGAAUGCUCGCAAUCGAAUAAGAAAAUUCCAAUCUCCAUCUAUGCCAAUUUUUAUCAAAAUCUGAGCGUCGCACUUCAAGUCUUCCCUUGUUAGAUUUACAGAGGAAGUACUCCAAGUGAGACGCUCAGAUUUUCUUUAAAUUUUGCACACAUGUCGGGUAUGGACUAAGUAUAAAUUACUGAAAGUUUUAGCUCGCGCUUUGCGGCGGCCGCCGCGAUAUCGAACGAAUUUUGCCGCCGAGAGAGCACGCUAAACAUAGAGAGCGGUCAAAGAGAAACACGCUUUUUGGCCAUAACUUUGGCAGUUUCGUGUAGGCAUGGCUCCGGGCCGGGCUUUGCAAAAUUUUUCGGCCCGGGCCGGGCCGACUAAUUUUUCGGCCCGACUCCGGGCUUCGAUUUUUAGGCCCGGCCCGGCCCGGGCCGGCCCGGUUUUUGUGAAAUCUAAGUUUUGCCCGGAAAAAAAGGAAAAAAUAUGCUUUUUCGAUAGAAUUUUUCAUUUUUUCGAACACACUGCUGAUAGCGAACGUAAAGUGACCUUAUGUACCUAGGUUUUGCUAAAUUUUUCUUUACAUUUUGCGAAAAUUUGCCAUAAUGUUCCUUUCAUUUCCCGCUUUCUUUCUUUCCAACCUAGUGUAAAAAUUUUCCGGGCCGAACCGGGCCUGGCCGGGCCGGGCUGGCCCGGUUUGCAGCCAUGCUUAGUUUCGUGCGGAAAAAUUUGAUUUUUUGUAGAAACAUUAUCCUUUACGGUUGAAAUAGGCAUGAAACUUUUUGCGCCGAAAUUCGGCAAAAAGUCCUAAAUUUUGGCUGACUUUCGAUCUAAAAAAUCUCGGUUGUUUCUGCAAAGCGCGAGCUAGGAUUCUCGCAUAUAUCUUAGAAAAAAUUAUUCUAAAUUUGUGCCAAGUUUCAUCAAAAUCCGAGCGUCGCACUUGGAGUACCUCCCCUAUUAGACAAAAUUUAUUCCCAGUCUUUACACCCUCUAAUACACAUGAUUUUAAUCAAGUAAUCGCCGGACCUAUUUUACAACUUCUCAAAAAUCCCCAAACUUUUUGCCGUUUCUGAAAUAUCAAUUAUUUUUCCAGGUAAUCCAAGAAAUAGCCUACACUGGCGCCUCCAUUACUGGAGUCACCAUUGCCGCAAAUGAAGUCGAAAUUGGCAACAAAGCCCUCGAAAAGCUUGGCUGCAACGAGCGCUGCAAACUCAUCGAAGCAGACUGUCAUAAAAUGCCAUUCGAAGAUCAGAGUUUGGACUGCGCAUAUGCAAUUUAUGCACUCAAAUAUUUUGUGGAUUUGAAGCCAGUCUUGGAGGAAGUGAAAAGAUGUCUGAAGCCAGGAGGGAAAUUAGUGAUUUAUGAUCUGGUAAAGACGGACAAGUACGAUGAAAACAAUGAGGAACAUCGGUAAGGAAAGUUAUCGUAUUUUACAAAUUUUUUCGCUUCGGAAAGUUUGCAAAAUUUGUCAUAAAUGGCAUCUGCAAUGAAAAAUAACAAUCUUUUCGUUAUUGAGGGUUCCUUUUGGCAGAAAAUUAAUGCCGGAGGCCUAUGAAAGCGAGUUAUCAAUAAAUUUUUUCCAGUAAUUUUUCUAACAGGGGAAGUACUCCAAGUGCGACGCUCAGAUUUUCUUUAAAUUUUCCACACACGUCGGUCAUGAAAUAAGUAUCAAUUCCUGAAAGUUUUAGCUCGCGCUUUGCAAGAGCAGCCGAGAUAUUGAACGAUCUUUGCCACCGAGAGAGUACGCUAAACGCGGAGAGCGGUCAGAGAGAAACACGCUUUUUGCUCAUAACUUCGCUAGUUUCGUGCGGAAAAAAUUUAUUUUUUUGUGAAAACGUUACCCUCUAUGGUAGAAACAGACAUGAAACUUUUCGUGCCGAAAUUCGGUAAAAAAUGUCAAAUUUUCGCCAACUUUCGAUCUAAAAAUCUCGGUUGUUUCUGCAAAGCGCGAGCUAGGAUUCUCGCAUAUAGCUUAGAAAAAAUUAUUCUAAAUUUGUGCCAAGUUUCAUCAAAAUCUGAGCGUCGCACUUGGGGUACUUCCCUGUAAAUAAAGUGCGUAGACUUUCCCAUUUUUCCUCUUUUUUCACUGUGCAAUAGCUCUCGUCCCUUCGACUUUUAAAAUGCAAAGUGCGAAAGUGAAAUGCACAGUGAAAAAAGCUUUGUGGCAGAAAGUCUAUGCACUUUAUGGAACGACUAGUAAUAUGUUUUUCUUCUGUCAUUUUUUAGUGACAUUGCAACCUGGGGCUCUAGGGAAACCGAACGGAUUUUUUUGUCAGCAUUUUUUUCUGAUCGGCUGGAAAUAUAAUAUUUUUAAUUUUUUGUCUCACCCGCCGCUAAAAACCCGUUAGAUUUUCGGUCUACCCGUAUUUUACAAACUCUUUUUUAUUUUGAAAAGCUAAAAAAAAAAUUUUUUGAAAUUGAAGAGUUUUAUUAAUUUUGGAAAACGUAAUUAAUCCGUAUUUUACAAAAUUUUAAGUCACCUUUUGAAAUUUUCAUAUUCUUAAAAAAAAAAAAAAAAUAAAAAAAAAAUAAAAAAAAUUUCAAAUUUUUUUUUCCAGAAAAAUCGUGGAAGGCCUGGAAUUUGCCUGUGGAAUGCCCUCACUUCACCAUCGCUCCGAGAUGGUUGACAAAUGCGCUGAAGUUGGGCUGCAACUCUCGAAUUCGGUCAAUUUAUGCGAAGAGACCGGGAAACCGUACCACUACUGUUUUUCCCACUCAAAAUUCUUCAUGUGGUUGGUCACUUCGAAGACAAUUUCUACACUGAUCAAAACCACACAGGCGAUGAGAAUCCUGCCUAAAGGGUUUUACAAAUUCAACAAGACUUUUCUGCGCGGAACCGUCUCCAAAAUCGUGGCUGGAGGCAAAAUGGGAAUCCUGGAUGGCGGAGAGAUUUUGGUUUUUACUCGAGAAUAA